Molecule: messenger RNA, 2286 nt
Organism: Phragmites australis (common reed)
Lineage: Eukaryota; Viridiplantae; Streptophyta; Magnoliopsida; Poales; Poaceae
Product: aldehyde dehydrogenase 22A1
Exons: 14
Coding region: 187-1971 (594 amino acids)
Molecular function (GO): aldehyde dehydrogenase (NAD+) activity
Source: RefSeq, a predicted model, not a curated record
UCCCCCCCCCCCCCUCCCGAUCCGAUCCGAUUCCCUUUUCUUCUUCUUCUUUUUUCGCUUUAUUUAUUGCUUCUCCGAUGCAAUCUCGCCGCCAUUCCUAACAAGCACGCACCCUCGCUCGCUGUUGAAGUGUUGAGUGCUCAUCCUCCGCCGACGAGGCGUCGGAACCCUAGGUAGAGGUCGCCCAUGGCGUUCUGGUGGCCGCUGCUGGUGCUCGCCGCCGCGUACGCGCUCUGCCGCCUCCUCCUCCUGCUCAUCCCCCCCACCGUCCCCUCCAUCGACGUCGACGCUUGCGACGUGUUGGCCAAGGAGGACAGCUUCAUCUACAUACCAAGAAAGGGUAAAUCAGCUCAGACUGAUAAGGUCCAAUGCUAUGAGCCAGCAACCAUGAAAUACUUGGGGUACUUCCCUGCGUUGACUCCUGAUGAGGUUAAGGAGCAUGUUGCACAAGCCAGAAAAGCACAAAAUGUAUGGGCAAAAAGCAGCUUCAAGCAAAGGCGUCAGUUUCUUCGUAUCCUUCUGAAGUAUAUACUUGAACAUCAGGAUCUGAUAUGCGAGGUAUCAUCCCGGGACACUGGAAAGACUAUGGUUGAUGCUUCAUUAGGCGAGAUAAUGACCACAUGUGAGAAGAUUACCUGGCUUUUGGAUGAGGGUGAGAAGUGGCUAAAACCUGAAUACAGGUCUACAGGGAGAUCAAUGCUGCACAAGAGAGCAAAAGUUGAAUUUUACCCUCUUGGAGUGAUUGGUGCGAUUGUAUCCUGGAAUUACCCAUUCCAUAAUGUUUUCAAUCCAAUGCUGGCUGCAGUAUUCUCUGGUAAUGCAGCAGUUAUAAAGGUUUCAGAACAUGCAAGUUGGUCAGGCUGCUUUUAUUUCCGUAUCAUACAAGCAGCUCUUUCAGCUGUUGGUGCACCUGAUAAUCUGGUGCACAUAAUAACUGGUUUUGCGGAAACAGGUCAAGCUCUUGUAUCUUCUGUAGACAAAAUAAUAUUUGUGGGAUCACCUGGUGUUGGAAGGAUGAUCAUGCAAAGAGCAUCGGAGACUCUAAUACCUGUAACUCUUGAGCUUGGUGGCAAAGAUUCAUUUAUUGUGUGCGAAGAUGUAGAUUUACCCAAUGUUGUUCAAGUUGCGGUCAGAGCUGCUCUGCAAUCUAGUGGACAGAAUUGUGCUGGCGCUGAAAGAUUUUAUGUCCACAAGGAUAUCUAUUCCAUCUUUGUUUCUCAAGUAGUGGCGGUAGUCAAAUCUAUAUGCGUUGGUCCCCCAUUAUCUGGCAGAUAUGAUAUGGGAGCAAUCUGUAUGAUAGAGCACUCUGAGAAACUUCAGAAUCUUGUUAAUGAUGCUCUUGACAAAGGUGCCGAAAUUGCUGUCAGAGGGAGCUUUGGCAAUCUGGGUGAAGAUGCAGUUGAUCAAUUUUUCCCUCCAACUGUCCUAGUUAACGUUAAUCACACAAUGAAAGUUAUGCAAGAAGAGGCAUUUGGACCAAUUCUACCGAUCAUGAAAUUCAGUUCUGAUGAAGAGGCUAUCAAACUUGCAAAUGACUCAAAAUAUGGCCUUGGCUGUGCUGUUUUUUCUGGCAACCAGAAGCGUGCCAUCAGAAUAGCAUCCCAAUUACACUGUGGUGUGGCAGCAAUCAAUGAUUUUGCUUCAAGUUAUAUGUGUCAGUCUUUGCCAUUUGGUGGUGUUAAAGACAGUGGAUUUGGUAGAUUUGCGGGUGUAGAAGGCUUGCGAGCUUGCUGCCUUGUGAAGGCAGUUGUAGAAGAUAGAUUUUGGCCAUACAUUAAAACAGUGAUCCCGAAACCUAUCCAGUAUCCUAUCUCCGAGCAUGGAUUUGAAUUCCAGGAGUUACUUGUUGAAACUCUCUAUGGCUAUAGUGUGUGGGACAGGUUGCGCUCCCUCAUGAAUUUGUUGAAGAUGAUUACCGAGCAGAACUCUCCUCCAGCUCCAAGUAAGACGACGAAGAAGAAAAGACGAUGAGCCAUACAGAGAAGUUGAGUUCAAUCUUCUGUCAACUUGCUCUUAUGAUGUUCCCACCGGUGAUCUAGUCUUUAGAACGCAAUCUCCACACCCUAGCUUGGUGAACUAGUGCUUGGCAGCACUUGUCUGCAUGUAAACGCCCUUCAGAAAUUAGAGGUAGCCAGCCUCCUCCUUUCAUGGCAAGAGGAAAUCCAAAGUGACAAAUGAAACCUCCGAUUUCGAUUUUCGACCCUGUAACUAUGAACAUGUCGCACGACUUUGUUCGGACUUCGAAGGUGUAUUCUAGCGCUUCAGUUUUCAGAACCUUUUCUGGUU